AUGGUUCGUUUAAAGACUAGAUAUAUUCUAUUCGAAGUGAUACUUUCACCUCAUAUUAUUAACAUUGAUGAAAAUGAGGACCACAUAAAUACUGUCCAUUUUACAAAACAUAAUAUUCUUUUAUCACAUCAUAGACCAUGUCCAAAAGAAAUAUCAAAUAAAACGUUGUUACAAGAGAUACGACAUUCUCUACAACUCAAUUUCGGUGAUUAUGGAUCAGGGAAAGUUGGCUCUCUACUUCAAUUCAAAUACUUUUCUAAUAAUACAAGUACUGGCAUUAUAAGAUGUCAUAGAGAAGACGUAGAUACACUAGUAGCUGCAUUGACUCUUAUUAAUAAAAUCGGUGAAAUCAAUGAUGUUAUUAUUAAUCCAGUCAAAGUGAGUGGAACUAUAAAGAAAAUUGAACAAUACUCCAUAAGAAGAAGUUCAAAAUUGAUAUCGUUGUUAAACAAAUCUAGAAAACAGCAAAAAUUAAAAGUCAAUUUAAUUAAUGAUUUUACUAAAAUAGAGGCAGAUAUUGAAGAAAAUGUUUGA
Messenger RNA from Arxiozyma heterogenica, 534 nucleotides. It is a transcript of the gene POP5, whose product is annotated as RNA-binding protein POP5. Gene Ontology annotation, molecular function: ribonuclease P RNA binding. Gene Ontology annotation, biological process: tRNA 5'-leader removal. The coding region runs from base 1 to 534 and encodes 177 amino acids. The transcript has a single exon. Lineage: Eukaryota; Fungi; Ascomycota; Saccharomycetes; Saccharomycetales; Saccharomycetaceae. The record is from RefSeq and is a predicted model, not a curated record. Gene Ontology annotation, cellular component: ribonuclease P complex.